GCCCACUUGGCCCUUGUCUUUUGACGCUGGGCCACAUUUUGAUGUUCUGUUGUUUAUAUCAAUCGUUUUAGCCGAUAGAAAGGAACUAUAAAUGAAAACUGUGCUGGAUGGUAAUUUGUGGAUCAAAAAUAAUGCAACGACAAGAUAAUGCUGACGUAAAACCAAAAAGUAUUAACCUGACGUCGUACAUUGACCUGGAGACCACGAGUGCCAGCUCGACUUCAAGUUCCAGUAAUAGCGAUCCAGUCGAUAUGGAUUCAAUAGUAAUUCCUGAAAGUGACCUGUCCGAUGAUGAUCAGACGACAGAAGUCGGUUACGAUGAAAAGAUUACAGCCAAAGAGCGAGCCAUUCAAGAGGUGGACCUGUAUCUGACAAAACUGCAAGAUCGCCGAAAACAGCUGGUGGACGAGUGCAACAAAUUGAAAGACGAAAAGGCGUUGCGACAGUCAAAUAAAUUGGCGAAACAGAAUUGGGACAGUGAUGCAUUCCCGUGGAAUACUGAGAUCCAAUCAACUUUGAAGAAUGUUUUCAAAUUGUCUUCGUUCCGACCACAACAACUGAAAUGCUGUAACGCUGUGAUGUCAAAACACGAUGUAUUGUUGAUAGCACCUACUGGCGGAGGCAAAAGUCUAUGUUACCAGCUACCAGCUGUAGUAAAUCCAGGAGUAACAAUAGUGGUAUCUCCAUUACUGUCGUUGAUGGAAGACCAGGUGUGGUCUUUGAAGAACCUUGGUAUCGAGGCUCAACUUCUGUCUUCCACGACCGAACGGAAUCAGAGCAACGCAAUUUUGAAGAUGUUAUCAGAAACCUCUGACACCUCUGUUCUAAAAUUACUCUACGUAACUCCGGAACGGAUGGCGAAAAGUAAGCGAUUCCUCACCGCUCUCCAAAAAGCCUACUUCGCCAAGAAGUUAAAUCUGAUAGCCAUUGACGAGGUUCACUGCUGUUCGCAAUGGGGCCAUGACUUCCGACCGGAUUACAAGUUCCUGGGCGCUCUAAAGCAAAUGUUUCCAGAAGUGCCGAUAUUAGGGGUGACCGCAACGGCCACCUCGAAAGUCAUUGUUGAUGUUCAGAAAAUGUUGAACAUCAGGAACUGUUUGGUGUUGCGAGCACCGUUCAACCGACCGAAUCUGUACUAUCACGUCAUGGAAAAACCUUCCGAGAAGAGCGAAGUCUACAAUUUGUUGUGUGACCUGCUCAAAGGGCGAUUUGCUGGAAAAUCGGGCAUCAUAUACACAUUCUCGAUAAAAGAUGCUGAGGAUGUGGUGGGAGAGUUGAUAACGAGAGAUAUUCAAGCCCGUCCUUAUCAUGCUAAUCUUGCUGCCGACCGUCGUACAUUAGUGCACAAAAAAUGGUUAAGUGGAUCGAUACAAGUUGUUGUUGCAACUGUAGCUUUCGGAAUGGGUAUUGACAAGCCGGACGUUCGUUUUGUCAUUCAUCACACGAUGAGCAAAAGUAUGGAAAAUUUCUAUCAAGAAAGUGGUAGAGCCGGACGUGACGGUCAACGAGCUGAAUGCAUUCUGUUGUAUCGUUUCGUUGAUCUGGCUAAGAUUACAACGAUGAUGUUUUCGGAAAGAACAGGUCUAGCGAACGCCUAUGCUAUGGCCGAUUAUUGCAUCGAUGCUUCGCGCUGUCGCCGUGAUAUUAUAUCGAGAUACUUUUCGGAGGUGUGGAACGACAGUCGAUGCAAUCGGAUGUGUGACCGUUGCUAUCACAUUGAUUGCGUGAAAAUACCCAAGAUUGAUAUCACCAGUCACAUUUUCGAUCUGUAUGCGAUCAUCGAGAAUGCAGAAGGCGUAGACGUUAAACUGACUGGAACGAAGCUCAUCGACGCAUGGUAUAAAAAGGGUCCAGUCAAUCUCCGUUGCACCAACGUCGAGCUACCCAAACUAGAUCGAUAUUGGGCAGAACAAAUCGUCGCCUUUAUGAUUUUAGAGAAAUAUCUCAAGGAAGACUUCCACUUCACCGCCUACAAUACGAUCAGCUACAUUCGGAAGGGACCAAAUGUGCCGAAAAAGGAAGACGACAUUCUGUUCCACGGUGCUCGCGUAUUGAAAUUGCCUGAAUACGAUGCGGUGUGGAACGGUAACGCAACAGCAUCCGAUGAAAGUGUUGCUGGAAGCAGUAGACCACGAAAUUCAGGAGAAAAAAGGCGGAAAAAUAGUUCCACUUUGAAGGAGGGCAGUGCGAAGCGAGCGAAAAGUAAACCAUCCGGAUCGACUAGCGUUGCCAGUCCCAAAAACCGAAAUUCAGCUGGUAGCAGUUCUGCGACAACACCGAAAAGGCCAAAUGUUUCGAAUCGUUCGUCGGUGACGAUUACGCCGAAGGCUGCUUCUGCCAGCAAAAAGACGACUAAGACGACUGAGACUGCCAUCGAAUCUGUUGCAGGUCUACUGGUACGAGAAACGGAAGCAAAAUCAACUAGAGUAGAAGCUCCUCGGGUAAACGUUGUUGCAGAUGAUGUUAUCUAUGUCCCAGAGGAUCAAAAUGUAAUUGAAAUUUUGGAUUAACAUUAGACUAUAGGGGAAAUAAAGACAUGAACUUCAUUGAAGAA
Molecule: messenger RNA, 2554 nt
Organism: Bradysia coprophila
Lineage: Eukaryota; Metazoa; Arthropoda; Insecta; Diptera; Sciaridae
Product: ATP-dependent DNA helicase Q1-like
Biological process (GO): double-strand break repair via homologous recombination
Cellular component (GO): chromosome; cytoplasm
Molecular function (GO): nucleic acid binding; 3'-5' DNA helicase activity; ATP binding
Source: RefSeq, a predicted model, not a curated record